AUGGCGGCUUCACGUAGACGCUCCUCCGGCGGGGCGGGGACCGGCACAGAGGCGUUUCCUCUCUCUACUCGCUUCGUUUCGCUGCUGCUUCUCGUGUCUUUUCUGCACUGUUUUCUCACUUCUGGCCUCGCGGAGCGACGGCCUGGGGAUGCCGCUGCAGCGGCGAACCCGGGCAGCGCCUCUUUUGUUCCCCUUCCGGCGGGUCGCAGCGGGUCGGCGCCCCGAGAGGACUGGCCUGCAGACUUGAGCGCGUCGCUCUCCGCUCCGUCCGCAUCCGCUGCUGCUUCUGAUUCUUCCGCUGAGUGGUCUCCUUGGUCUGUCUCCGCUUCAUCCGUCGCCUCGGUCUCUCUGCCUGCCGACGGCGCAUGGCCCUCUGUGCAGUCGGCGUAUCGCAUCCCCAUCCACAUGGUCGGCGCGCGCGCGGCCGUCCGCGCCGUCUCUGUCGGUCAGCAGAGCCUCCUCCUCGCUCUCGACACGCAGACCGAGGGUGUGCGCGUCUUCCUCUCCAACUCAACGGCCUGCACGCACUUCUCCUCCCGCGAAGCCCGCGAUGCCUCGCUUUCUUCUCCUUCCGCGGCUGCCUUCCAGUCUCUGGCGCGCGCACCGACCAGCGGGACGGUGAACGACGAGAGGGAGAAGGCAGGUGCGCCGCGCGGCCGCGAGGGGGGGACGAGGGACGGGGGCUCCUCAGCAGUCUCUUCCCCGGAGUCUGCGGCCGCUUCGCCGGCGCCUGCGCGGCUGGGCGGCAGCGCGAACGCGCACGGGCGGCUGCCGCUGAAGGCGCUGACCUUCCUGCAGCGCCGAGGGACGCUUGCGAAGCGCCGCGGGCGGCGAGGCGCCGACGCCGGCGACGUGAGCCAAGGGACCUGCUACGACCCGCGCGCGUCAGGCGUCUCGCUGUGGUGCCUCAACGGCAGGCAAAUGUGCAGCUUCCUGAGCGCCGACCCUUUCCGAUGCAACGCGUCACCGCAAGCCGACAUCACGCAAGCAGCCAGGUUCUCACAGCGCUCCGACGGGGUGCGCUUCGGCGAGCUCCGCCUCGAGGGCCUCGACCUCGUGCGCCUGGAACUCUCGCCCGCCGUCCCGCCCGCUAGGGGGACUGAGCCCAGACCCCGCGAGGGUGGCGCCCAAAGAAGGGGCGAGGCCGCGCGAGGCGGAGGCGCGGCCCUUUUCGGCGACGAGAAGCUUUUCCCCGUUAAACUCGUCGCAGACCGAACCUCGGGACUCUACGAUGUCUUCCCGGGGAUACAGGGCGUCUUCGGCAUCGCGGGUCCCGAGUUCUGCUGCCGCAACGCGUCCCUGUGGAGCUCGACUCUGCAUGCGCUAAACGUGACGUCCUUCGCCUUCGACCUCAACUUUCCUGCACCGACCGCGCUGUCGGCCGCCACUUCCGACUCCUCGCGACGCCAGGAGACCGCGACGCGCCCCAGCGCCGCAGCCGCCGCGGGCUCUUCCGCGUCUCUCGCCUCCCUCGCGGCAGCUUCGCGCGCAGGUCGCAACGGCGCCGGGGACUGGGCGCCGCUGUCCUUCCUCCAUCUGGGCGUGCUUGACGAGGGGGAGGGCGACGACGGGGGGUCCGCGGAGGCGCGCGUGCGAGGCUUCGCGUGGUAUGGCGAGGCCGGCGACUGGAGGGGCGCGGUCGAUGAAGCCGCAGACGGCCGCGGACGCGCAGGGGGUCAUGGCGAGAGCGAUGGGGCUGAGAGAGACACCCCGAAAAAAGAAGGCUUGCCAGCGGCGCGAGGAACGGAAGUCGUCUGGGGAGAACGAAUUCAGACGGGAAACGCAUGGAGCGACUCGAUCGCCCACUUCACCUCCUACCAGUGGGAGAUGUGCGGCAGCAGCCUGAUGGGGACGUCGCACAUGGACGACUGGACUGUCUCCGUCGAUCUGAGCUCCGAGUGCCUAGUCGUGCCGCGGCCGCUGUGGCUCGCGGUUCGCGCGUGGCUGGCGCCGGCGCUGAACGUGACGAGUCCGCAGUGCGCACUGGGCGACGGCGGCUCGGGCCUCGCGCCAGUCGACGCGCAGGGAGACGCCGAGGAGGACGCGGCGGCGCGAGGCCCGGCGCGCCGGCAGAUGUGCCCACUGCGGAAGCCGACCACACCUGCCAAUUUGGAAGAUGCGCGCGCCCCUCCUCCGCGGCAGCCGCUCCCCGCGCUCUCCUUUGCCCUGCGCGACGUCUCAGGGGAUGUCUUCGACUUCAUCGCCAGCGGCGCGGAGGCGCCGGGCGCCGACGCGCGCGUGCAGCUGCCCCUCGAGCAGCUCGUAGUCGCCGACCCCGACGGCGAAGGCGAGGCCCUCUGCGUGGUUCCACAGCCCCACAGCCUCCUCUCCCGGGAAGGCCGCAGCGUGCGGCUCGGCACGCGAGCGGUCGCGGCCUUCCACCUCAUCGUGGAUCAACGGCGCUGGCGCGUCGGCCUGCUGCCCAAGGACCUUUCGCUGUCUUCCUCCGACGCGUCGUGCGCAACGAAAGCCACCUGCAAGGGACAGCAAACGUACAUCCCUGCGCUCAACAAGUGCGCCGACCCUUCCUGCUCGGAACGUCUUUUCUUUUCUCUCAACGAGGAAACCAAAAGCUGCGAGCUUUCGCCGUUUGUCGUCCCCGGCGCUCUGACGCUGCUGGCGCUGCUCGUCGGCCUCGAGGUCGCCGUUGUGACCUUCCAGUGGACGAAUCUGCUGCGCGCGCGGGCGCUCACGUGA
Messenger RNA from Besnoitia besnoiti, 2697 nucleotides. RefSeq lists its product as uncharacterized. The transcript is spliced from 7 exons. The record is from RefSeq and is a predicted model, not a curated record. Lineage: Eukaryota; Apicomplexa; Conoidasida; Eucoccidiorida; Sarcocystidae. The coding region runs from base 1 to 2697 and encodes 898 amino acids.